CAAAACUCUCUCACAUCAGUCUCUCUCUAGAGCACAUUCUCUCAUUCUCUCUCCAGAGCACAUUCUCUCAUUCUCUCUCCAGAAAACCGAUGAAGAAGCUGAUCCGGCGCCUGUCGCGUGUGGCGGACUCGUCGCAGUACUGCCUUCUCCGAUCCGAAUCGAAGACGCCAUCUCGUUCCGGCGCGUUUGACGCUUUCCGUUUCCGUUCCCCUUCAAUUCUCCGGUCCGGAGUCCGAUCCGCCACCGUACCGGAGGGACACGUACCGGUGUUCGUCGGCGAUGGGAUGGAACGAUUCAUUGUGAGUGCAGAUCUCCUAAACCACCCGAUCUUCAUCAAGCUUCUCAAUAAAUCGGCUCAAGAGUACGGAUACGAGCAAAAAGGCGUCCUUCGAAUCCCCUGCAAUGUACUCGUCUUCGAACGCGUACUUGAAGCUUUGCGUGUCGGCGACAAUUCAGUUCAAGAUCUUCUCAACUCUUUGUCCGAUGAGUUUCUUUAGGCCCUUUCUUUCUUUCUUCUUUUUUUUUUUCUUUUUUCUUUUUUUUUUUUUUGUGACUGUGAGACAGUGAGAUUGGAACAGAGCAGAUCUUAGUCGUACAACAAUUGGAUCGUUUUAACUCUUGUACAUACACUCCAUAAUCAAAUAUCAAAGUGAAGGAAGGAGUCUAAUUAGGUUUUUGUGAAAAAGUGUUUUAAUAUGGCGCACUGAAAUAUCAAUGAAGUAUACUUUUUUUCUCCCUUAA
This is a messenger RNA of Camellia sinensis, 741 nucleotides long. Its product is annotated as auxin-responsive protein SAUR72. The record is from RefSeq and is a predicted model, not a curated record. Gene Ontology annotation, biological process: response to auxin. Lineage: Eukaryota; Viridiplantae; Streptophyta; Magnoliopsida; Ericales; Theaceae.